CUAUAUUGCUCUCUCCUCUCUUUUCAAAUUCUAGUGUCUAAAUCCCCAAGCUUUAAAUGGCAAACCCUCCCGCCGCUGUCGUUGCAACCUCUGCAACCGGAGACCCUCGGCGUCGCCUCUCAGCUUCCAUCAGUGAAGCAAUAUGCAAGAGAAGGUUCCGGAGAAACAGCAAAAGCGGUGGCAGAUCGGAUAUGGUGAAACCUUUUAAUAUCCUCAAUUUUCCGACACAAGACAAAAACAGUAGUUGUUGUUGCAGCGUGUUUCAGAUCGUGAAGGUUCUCUUGUGUAUCCUUUUAUCGGCUACUCUCUUCACCAUCAUCUAUUCCCCUGAAGCUUAUCAUUCCCUUUCCCACUCUUCUAGAUGGAUAUGGAGAAGACAAGAUCCAAGAUAUGUCUCGGACCUGGAGAUAAGUUGGGACGAUGUGACCAAAACCAUUGCAAGCGUUCAAGAAGGCCGUACGAUUGGUGUCUUAAAUUUCGAUACGAAAGAGAUCCGACGGUGGAGAGAUGUAGCCAUGACUAAAGACAACGAGGAUGAUGAAAACGUUGUUGAAUUAGAUUUGGAGCACGCAGAAAAGAACGUGACUUGGGACGCACUCUACCCAGAGUGGAUCGAUGAGGAGCAAGAAAAAGAUGUCCCUGUUUGUCCUAACCUCCCAAAGAUCAAAGUGCCUACAAGAAGACUAGAUCUGGUCGUUGUGAAGCUUCCUUGUCGGAACGAAGGAAACUGGUCAAGAGACGUCGCGAGAUUGCAUCUGCAGAUGGCGGCAGCAACGGUGGCAGCUUCGGCGAAAGGGUUCUUCGGAGGUCACGUGAUGUUUGUCUCGAGAUGUUUCCCGAUGCCGAAUCUAUUUCGGUGUAAGGAUCUCGUGUCUAGGAGAGGCGAUGUUUGGUUGUAUAAACCUAAUCUUGAUACCUUGAGAGACAAGCUUCAGCUUCCUAUUGGUUCUUGUGAGCUCUCUCUUCCUUUCGGAAUCAAAGAGAGACCAAGCUUAGGAAACCCUAAAAGAGAAGCUUACGCAACAAUUCUUCAUUCUGCUCACGUUUACGUCUGCGGAGCAAUCGCGGCCGCACAGAGCAUAAGACAGUCAGGCUCAACGAGAGACCUCGUGAUCGUCGUCGAUGAAAACAUCAGCGGUUAUCACAGGAGCGGACUCGAAGCUGCUGGUUGGCAAAUCAGGACAAUACAGCGGAUUCGAAACCCUAAAGCAGAGAAAGACGCUUACAACGAGUGGAACUACAGCAAGUUCAGACUAUGGCAACUCACUGACUACGACAAAAUCAUCUUCAUAGAUGCAGAUCUCUUAAUCUUGAGAAACAUCGACUUCUUGUUCUCGAUGCCUGAGAUCUCAGCUACGGGAAACAAUGGCACUCUGUUUAACUCGGGAGUUAUGGUGAUCGAGCCUUGCAACUGCACGUUUCAGCUUUUGAUGGAACAUAUAAACGAGAUUGAGUCGUACAACGGUGGAGAUCAAGGUUACUUGAACGAGGUGUUCACGUGGUGGCAUCGGAUUCCGAAACACAUGAAUUUCUUGAAGCAUUUUUGGGUUGGGGAUGAAGAUGACGUGAAGCGCAAGAAAACGGAGUUGUUUGGAGCAGAGCCUCCUAUUCUUUAUGUUCUUCAUUACCUGGGGAUGAAGCCAUGGCUAUGUUACCGUGACUAUGACUGUAACUUCAACUCCGACAUAUUCGUUGAGUUUGCGACAGAUAUUGCUCACCGACGAUGGUGGAUGGUCCACGACGCAAUGCCACAGCGGUUGCGGUUGCGGCUGCGGGCGUUUGCGGAUGCGGUUUCUAGCGGUUUUAAGAGAUUUGUACGACUGGUUCUGCGGUUAGAAAUUGGAGCUUCAUCAAUUUUGUUACUUGCGAUCCAAGCAAAAGGCUCAGCUGGAAUAUGAUCGCCGGCAAGCCGAGGCUGCGAACUAUGCCGACGGCCACUGGAAAAUAAGAGUAAAGGACAAGAGAUUCAAGAUUUGCAUCGAUAAACUGUGUAACUGGAAAAGCAUGUUGCGGCAUUGGGGAGAAUCAAACUGGACCGACUACGAGUCUUUUGUACCAACACCACCGGCCAUCACCGCCGUCCGGAAAACCUCGCUUCCCGGCCAUAACUUGUGACGAGAUACAUAUAAACAUAUAUAUAUAUAUAUAUAUAUAUAUAUAUUAAUGAAUUUUCAUUAUAUUUUUUUGCCUGUGAAAUUAGGUCAAUAUCAGAUGU
Molecule: messenger RNA, 2215 nt
Organism: Brassica napus (rape)
Lineage: Eukaryota; Viridiplantae; Streptophyta; Magnoliopsida; Brassicales; Brassicaceae
Product: UDP-glucuronate:xylan alpha-glucuronosyltransferase 1-like
Exons: 6
Coding region: 57-1898 (613 amino acids)
Biological process (GO): xylan biosynthetic process
Molecular function (GO): glycosyltransferase activity
Source: RefSeq, a predicted model, not a curated record